UACCACUGCCACAAAUUGAGCUUUGCUCUCUCUACGAUUUGAAUGCAUGCAUUGAUGAAGUCAGUUUCCUCUAACCACUCUGGUCAGCGUUUUUAUCUUAUUUUUACACAUGAGGUUGAUGGUAAGGCAAAUGAUUUCGCCUUCAGAUUUUGGCCAACAUUAGUGUGAAUGAGCCCAUCCAGGAGAUGUUAAGAGUACACCAAGGAGGCUCUACUUGUGCUCGCUGCAACAAUCAGUCUCUUUCAUACAACAGCCCUUUUGUCGGGGUCUUGCUUUGUGAGUUAAUCAUCAACUUCAGGGAUUAAACAGAAGCACAUGAUGGUUCAGACCCCGUGAUUUCUCAGCGAGAGCUGCCUCAUGGACUCAGUCAUUUCCUUUUUCUAACCCCUUCCCCUUUCUCCUUCCUCCUCUGAACACCACCUUCUCCUCCUCCUUCUCUCCUGCAUCGCCGCUCCGUCCGUGAUGGCCUCCCCGCGGCUGGAGACGUUCUGCUGCCCGAACCGGGACGCUGCCACGGAGUUCGCGGUCUCCUUCCAGCCAGGCCCGUUCGGGGCUCUGAGUCUGGGCAGCGCCGCUGUGAGCCUCGUAUUCGCUGUUCUCCAGGUUCUGCCCAAGCGCAGAGGUUACAGGAGACUGGGACAGUACCCUCUGCCGAGGCCCGCCUCCUCCUCCAGAAUAUUGUUCAUCAUCAGUAUAUGUGACAUCCUGGGAUGCACAGGUAUCAUUGUCAGGUCUUCUGUGUGGCUGGGUGUGCCGAGCCUCAUCGAACGCGUCUCGGUGACCAACGACACAGACGUGUUGCCAGAAGCCUUCUGCGUUGGCAGCGCAAUGUGGAUCCAGUUGUUUUUCAGCGCUUCAUUUUGGUGGACCUUUUGCUAUGCCGUGGACGUCUUCCUGGUGGUGAAAACCUCUGCGGGGAUCAGCACCAUUGUCCUCUACCACAUGAUUACAUGGGGUCUGGCUGUGCUGCUGUGUGUUGAAGGCGUGGCCAUGCUCUACUACCCAUCCAUUUCUGACUGUGAACAAGGCCUCCAGCAUGCUAUUCCUCACUACAUCACCACUUACGCCCCUAUGCUGCUCGUCCUCACAGCCAACCCUGUGUUCUUUAGCCGGACCGUCUCCGCAGUUACAUCUUUAUUAAAAGGACGACAAGGAAUCUACACAGAAAAUGAGAGAAGGCUGGCUAACGAGAUAAAAAUACGCUUCUUUAAGAUAAUGCUGGUGUUCUUUGUUUGUUGGACUCCAAAUAUCAUCAAUGAGUGCCUCCUCUUCUACCUGGAGAUGCAGCCAGACAUCAAUGACAGCAGUCUUAGAAAUAUCAGGAAUGCUGCCCUCACCACAUGGUUUAUCAUGGCUUUCCUCAAUACUUUGGCCUUUCAUGGUUGGACGGGCUUGGAUGUGGACCUCAACCCACAGCGGAGCAGAGAGCUGGCCUGGGACUCGGGCUCUACCUCAGUGCCUAACACGAUGGGACAAAACCCAGUAGUGGGAACGACUCUGCUUUACCAGAGCCACAUUCAGGAAUUGCAGAAGGACACGAUGGGGAACGGACAGCAGCACUCUGAUGCCAUCAGUGUCCUCUCUGAAGGUUCAGAGUCUAGUACAGUUGAAAUCCACAUUUCCAGCGAGCUACGAGGGGACGUAGACGCUGACGGAGAAUCCUUGGAGAACUCUGUGAGACACUAGCUGGCCUCAUCAACACUCCAACUCCCUCUCCUUUUACAUCAUAUUGGUUUUCAGAAGUUAGAUCUUGAUAGUCUUAGUCAUGUCUUAUGAUGGCUGCUGCUCUUAAGAUAGGUGUUCUCACACAAUGAGUCCUUCUCUCUUUUGUAAAACCUUUAUUUUCCGCCAAACCUGUUAAAUCUGCAGUAUAGUUCAGUUUUUAACUGAUCAGCUAAACAGCUCCAGGAUUAUUUUUUCUUGUAGCUGUAAAGCUUGCAAAACAAACUGACAUUUUUUAUUAUCUAUUCAUAGACUGACCAUUUAGUGCUUGAAGAGAUGUUUCUACGGUCAAAUUCUAUUAAUUUAGCGCACCAUUCUUGUGAAAUGGAUUCCAUUCAUAAGCUAACAAGACACUACAAAUUCAUUAAGCUUAUCAUUUUGUGCUCUUUUUUUACCAAGGUUAUUGUAUUUGAAACUAUCAGUCUGUAUUUUUGCACAGGUCUAUAUUAUGUCAUAUUAAAUAUCUUGCAGAUUUGUC
Girardinichthys multiradiatus is the source of this 2200-nucleotide messenger RNA. RefSeq names its product G protein-coupled receptor 143 (gene gpr143). Gene Ontology annotation, molecular function: L-DOPA binding; dopamine binding; L-tyrosine binding. Bases 463 to 1686 code for a protein of 407 amino acids. Gene Ontology annotation, cellular component: melanosome membrane; plasma membrane. NCBI's taxonomy places the organism in Eukaryota, Metazoa, Chordata, Actinopteri, Cyprinodontiformes, Goodeidae. Gene Ontology annotation, biological process: regulation of calcium-mediated signaling; melanosome organization; G protein-coupled receptor signaling pathway. The transcript has 9 exons. The record is from RefSeq and is a predicted model, not a curated record.